AUGUUUCGAACUCGAUAUUUGAACAAUGUCAGAAGUUUGAUAGUGAUACACUUUCACCCCGUCGGAGUGGCGCGAAGCAUUACGAUCAAUGCCAUCGCGUCUAAUAAGCCUCCUACAAAUUGCGUCAGUUGGAACCGAACGGCCGGUUUCGCCAGCGUGUCCACGCCUUCGCCAAAUAAGAGGAAAAUGGCUGAUAAACUAAAUCAAGAUGAGCGGGUAAGCUUACUGAAUCCUCUAUUGGAGUCAGGAUGGAAAGUACAAAGUGAUAGAGAUGCUAUUAUGAAGGAGUUCCAAUUUAAAGACUUUAACCAAGCAUUUGCAUUCAUGACUAGAGUUGCAUUGCUUGCUGAGAAAAUGGAUCACCAUCCAGAAUGGUUCAAUGUUUAUAACAAACUGCAGGUAACACUGUCAUCCCAUGACUGUAAUGGUCUUAGCAAAAGGGAUAUUAGAAUGGCAAAAUUCAUGGAUGAGAACUUUAAAUGAUCAACUUUAAUUUAACUUAUAAAAACUAUGAAAAAGAAAUUACAUAUUACAUAAUUUCAACUUUCAUCUCAUAUUAUAUUGUCAUCUCAUAAUAAUUAAUUAUAAUAUCUAGUAGGUAAGUAAAAUAUUGUAUUGAUGUGAUGUUAAUAAAGACUAUGAAAGUUU
Molecule: messenger RNA, 648 nt
Organism: Maniola jurtina (meadow brown)
Lineage: Eukaryota; Metazoa; Arthropoda; Insecta; Lepidoptera; Nymphalidae
Gene: Pcd
Product: pterin-4-alpha-carbinolamine dehydratase
Exons: 3
Coding region: 1-483 (160 amino acids)
Biological process (GO): tetrahydrobiopterin biosynthetic process
Molecular function (GO): 4-alpha-hydroxytetrahydrobiopterin dehydratase activity
Source: RefSeq, a predicted model, not a curated record